This is a messenger RNA of Chironomus riparius, 2657 nucleotides long. The record is from the annotation of a GenBank genome assembly. Lineage: Eukaryota; Metazoa; Arthropoda; Insecta; Diptera; Chironomidae.
GUUUAGUUUCUUCAUGACUUUUGAUGGGGCAAGUUGAUAAAUUCUUGAAUAAUUUUUGCGUAAUCGAUGUUAUUCAAAUCUUGCGGAUAAUUUUUGCGUGAAUUCAUGAUAAAGCUAGACGUUGUAUGUCAUAACAAAAAUAUUUUUUUUUUAUAAAUAACACAAAAAAUUGAAAAAUAAUCAAAAUAAAAUUGCAAAGCAAAUAGUGAAUAGAAGUAAUAGUGAAAAUAAAUUCAAAUGGAAAUCAGAUCAAAAAUUCGAAAGAAAAAGAAAUUAAAUUAAAUAUUUAUUAGUGAAUGAUAAAAUAAUUAUUCAGUGCCUUUUAAUUAAAAACAACAAAAUAUUUUAUGAGCGUAAAAGAGUUAAAUAAAUAAAUAAUAAAAAUCGAGUCUAUAUGGUAAUGGCAGAGAUUCAAGGUGGCCCAAUGGCACACCAUCAACAAUUAUCAAUGCAUCAUCAUCGAGGAAUUCAACCGUCUCUAGUCAUGAAUCAUCACGUGGAUAUUGAUUGUCAUCAAACUGGAAUUGAAAUUCAUCCGGCAAAUAUAAAGAAGCAACGAAUGUCCUUAUGUGUUGGCUGCGGAGUUCAAAUUCAUGACCAAUAUAUCCUCCGAGUAGCACCAGAUCUCGAAUGGCAUGCAGCAUGCCUAAAGUGCCAAGAAUGUCGUCAAUUUCUAGAUGAAAGUUGUACUUGUUUUGUUCGUGAUGGAAAAACUUAUUGCAAACGAGAUUAUGUUAGAUUAUUUGGUACCAAAUGUGAUAAAUGUGGGAAUUCAUUUAGCAAAAACGAUUUUGUGAUGCGCGCUAAAACGAAAAUUUAUCAUAUAGAAUGUUUUCGAUGCUCAGCAUGUUCUAGACAAUUGAUUCCAGGUGACGAGUUUGCUUUAAGAGACGGCGAUUCGCUUUAUUGUAAGGAUGAUCAUGACGUACUUGAAAAGUCAACGCAAACAAAUAUAAAUUCAAUAGAACACAAUAAUAAUAAUGCAUUACUGAAUAAUAAUAAUAACAACACCAUUAGCACGAUAAAUAGCAAUUCGAAUCACAAUUCUACCACGUUAAGCAAUAGCAACAAUCACUCAAGUGAACUUGGCUCAUUGUCAGAAUCAGAAAGUGAAAGUGGAUCUCACAAAAGUGUACGAAAACCCUCAGGACCUUCAGAUGGCAAGCCAACAAGAGUGAGAACAGUUCUAAAUGAAAAGCAACUUCAUACCUUAAGAACAUGUUAUGGUCAAAAUGCAAGACCAGAUGCUUUGAUGAAGGAACAAUUAGUUGAGAUGACAGGUCUUUCACCCAGAGUGAUACGAGUAUGGUUUCAAAAUAAAAGAUGUAAAGAUAAAAAGAAAGCAAUUCAAAUGAAAAUGCAAAUGCAACAGGAAAAGGAAGGCAGAAAAAUGGGAUAUGGAUCUAUGCAAGGGAUUCCGAUGGUAGCAAGUUCUCCAGUACGUCAUGAUUCACCUUUAAAUCUCCAUGGGCUUGAUGUUACAUCAUAUCAGCCACCGUGGAAAGCACUUUCUGAUUUUGCUCUACAUGCCGAUCUCGACGGUAGCAAUGGUUCAAUGAAUCACACACCUGCAUUUCAACAUUUAGUUAAUCAGAUGCAUGGUUAUGAUAUGUCUAUGGGUAUGCCUCAUGGACCACUGCCACCGUCCCAACUGAAUCAAAUUACUCCUAUAGAUCCAAACACACAUCACCAUCCUGAUAGCACAGACUCAUAUGUAACAUACCUUGAGAGUGAUGAAAGUAUGCAAAAUAGUCCUUAAUGAUAAUUUUUCGUAUCAGUUUUAUACAUAAAAUGCCUUUUAAUAAAUACUAAAUUCUUUUUAUAUACUUUAAAUGUUUCUAUAUAACAUCCAAAAUUCAUGACUUUAUAUCUUCACACAUAGAUCAAUUUUGUUCCAUUUCCCUUGAAACUUUUAUUCAAUCAAUAGUUUUUUCAAUAUAUUUUUCAAACAAGCUUCAUUGAAAACAGACGAACAUGGAAAAAAAUGAAAAAGAAUUUUCUUUGUUGUUGAAUUAAGGUCAUUGUACAUUUUCAUUUAUUUAAAAAUUUGUUCUAAAUACAGGAAACUGAAAGAUUCAAGAAAAUUUAAAUUUAAAGUCUUUACCGCAAAAGUAUUUGAACAAUCAAGAAAAUUUUAUAUCCGCAAGAUAAUGAUAAAUAAUUGUGUCGAGUGAGGACUUAAUUUUAUUAUGUGUCUUUGUUUUAAAUGUAUUUAUAAAAGAUUCAUUUUUCUAUCACUGCGAAUAAUUUAAAACUGACAAGAAAAUCAUCAAUGUCUAAUUUUAAUAUAUUUUAAUUGGAUUUCGAUAAUGAGAUAAACAUACACAAUUGUAAAAUCAUCAAUGUAUAUAAAAGAUAUGAAAAAAUCUAAUAAAUUAAAAGUAAUAAACAAUUUAUAAAUUUUAUAAUUUUUGUUCAAACUUUUAAUUUUACCAUUUUCAGGCUCAAGUUCAAAAUGUUAAUAAGAUGUUCAUAAUGUAGUUCAUCAAAAUAUAGCCAUCCCCACUCUGUCACAAAAAUUUCUAAGAACGUAAUAAGGUUUUCCCUCCAGGCUUCCCUCUUUAAAAUGUAGAUAUCAUUUAUGAAUUAUCUCUAAAUAUAAUUUAACAUGCCAAUCAAGAUUUAUAGAUCAAAACAUUCAUUUUUCUCAAAAUUUU